GUCUCUCUGAAGGAAACUAAUCUGUAUGAAGGGGAAGUUAAGCCACAGUACCAAAGCUCCAUGUCGACUCACUGUCAUGUUGUUAGUUGUAAGCUAGCUUCGUUAGACCAUAGACUGUAUAAAUAAGGUUUAGACUGGUUCUCAGUCUGAUCACUGAGGCGGUUUAAAGGCUGCAGAAAGGGGAAGACUUGAACCGGGAGCAUGUUGUCUGCUGUAGCCUGCGGAGCUGUGCUGUUUCCGGGGCUUUUCUACACCUCCAGGAGACUUCUGAGACGGUCUUUCACAAACUGGAGUGAUGCCGACGUCGUGUCCGUCAGUGAGAGGCUCGUCUCGGCCAUCCACGCGUCUCUGGCCACUGCAGCCGGAGUGAGGGUGGUGACGACCUGCAGAGACGUCAUGACUGACAGUCACUGGCUGACCGACUGGUUCACUUUGUUCGGAGCGCCCUACAUGGCCUACGACAUCUUGGCCAUGUAUCUGAGCCACUACCACACUCAGAGGGUCAGAGGUCAGUCCAGCUCGUACAGCGGCCACUCUGCCCACACUGUGAAGGCGUUCCUCAGGAAGGACUGGAUGCUGGUGCUCCAUCACCUGGUGCUGCUUCUCAUUUUCCUGCCCAUCACUCUGUUCUUCAGGAGAGGACUGGGGGAUUUCUUCAUCGGCUGCUUGUUCACGACAGAGUUCAGCACUCCUUUUGUCUCAAUUGGAAAAAUCCUCAUCCAGCUCGGCCUUGAUGACACCCGGCUGCACAGAAUCAACGGCGUCAUCGUCCUCCUGAGUUUCUUCACGUGUCGGAUCCUCAUCUUCCCCUUCAUGUACUGGAUGUACGGCCGGCAGUUUGGGGUCCCGCUGCACCGCGUGGCCUUGCAUCUGCCACUGCAUUGCAACGUGGGUAACCUGGCGAUCCUGGCUCCUCAGGUCUACUGGUUUACCCUGCUGCUGAAGAAAGCUAACAGACUGUACCAACGACAGAGAAGAGGGAAGGGAGACGGAGGUAAAAACGUGACGAAGACGGACUGAAAUGUCGCCUGUUUGUGGGAUUACUUGGCUUCACUCUGAGACCUUUGACGCAGACAAAGAAUGUAUAAAGCUGUAUUCAGAUAUGCACAAAAACCUCCAAGAAUGUCCUGGGUGGGCUGCACGGGUGAACACAAAUUGGCCCAAUCUUUCCUCUUAACUUCAGCCUGACUUUUUCCUGCUGGACUCUCCGUAGAGAAGUCAAACCGAUGCGAAAACACGGCAUGAAAAUUUCAGGAUAAUUCACAAUGAGCAAUUUGGCUCCAGUGCGAAACCAGAAAAGCUGCAUGGUACAAGAUAAAUAAAAUCAACCCAGAUUAAAGAUGGAAAAUAGUUUUCAAGAGGAGAACAGUAAAGACGUCUGCAGACUCCUCCGUGUGUAUACAUAGCACUGAUAGAAAUGCACAAACGGUCAUCAUAGGGAAGGUCUCUGCUGCUCCGUCCUCCAUGUAGUUAGUGUUACAUCAUGGCUUUUGCUUUAAUGUUCUGCCUCCUGAGACUCAACUCCCCUCAAGCCUGAUGGGGAAAACAUCACACUGUGAGGAACGUGUGAACGAGCAGCUUUGUAAAGUUUCAGGGCAGAGUAUCAGGGGAAAAUAUUGGGAUGAGAAAUUCAAGAUUAGAUGUUUGAUUUGAGAAAAGGUGUAAGAAUAUUUUGAUAUUAGUUAUGCUACCUAUAAAAAUACGUUUUGUACUUUUGUAAGAAAAUUUGCACUAUUUCAGAAGUCAGACAACAAUAUUCAUCUCAGACUUUUAAAAUUAUUUACAAAAUUCAUCUACUUUGAAUCCAACGCUAUCUUUCUCAAAAUAUAGCAAAAAUCUUUAAAAAUUUCUACUUUUUGAAUAUUAUUUUUUUUACUUUCUUUGCAAUCUGAUUUUUUGUCCUCAAACUUUACAUUCUGUUUCUUGCACUACAUCUUCUUGCACUUUGAACAAUGAAGUAGUUUUGUCUAAUAACUGUUACUGUGUCAAAAUUACUGUAAAUGUUGAGUGUGCUGCUUUACCUUUUGAAAUGUUUAUAUAAAUAAAAGAAAAAUGCUAAAUAUUUUGUACAAAUUAAACACUUUGUCAAAGUA
Molecule: messenger RNA, 2093 nt
Organism: Notolabrus celidotus (New Zealand spotty)
Lineage: Eukaryota; Metazoa; Chordata; Actinopteri; Labriformes; Labridae
Product: TLC domain-containing protein 3A-like
Exons: 5
Coding region: 202-1020 (272 amino acids)
Biological process (GO): lipid homeostasis
Cellular component (GO): endoplasmic reticulum; membrane
Source: RefSeq, a predicted model, not a curated record